AUGGCCCCCAGCCGUACCGAGAUCCUGCCCGCUGAAGAGCCUGCGACACUUUCAGCUCACAAUCUCAAGGUAUUGAACGGAGCCUCUCAAGAUCCCUAUGGGCACUACUUUCCAGAGGACCCAGCAACUUUGAAUCUCGAAUCGAACUAUGGGCCCAUGGAGUCCGAUAUGAUUGGUUAUCUUCAACCAACAACCAAGGACACUCCAAUCGAGGUAAUGCAUGAGAGAUUCGAAAGAGAUGGUUACCUAUUCGUCAAGGGAUGCAUCAACAAGGAAGCCUCUCUUGACUGCCGCCGGGACUAUUUUACACACAUGGCUCCCAGCGGUCUUCUCCAGGAGGGUAGCGACCUAGUUGAUGGCAUUUACUCCGGUGCAGAUACCCGAAAAUACCUCCCUCCGGGUAACCUUCGCCGUCUUUUCGGCCUCAAGGACGAUCCGGACAGUGAACGAUACGUCGAUCUUAUGAUUUCGGCACACGAAGCCAACUUCUACGUUGAGUUUUGCAAAAAUAAGCAGCUGCACGACUUCGUCCGUCAGUUUACAGGCUGGAAGAACCCUCACAUGCUGCAACGCACGAUGUUACGGGCGUUUGUGCCCAACAGUGAGCUAACGCCGGUUCACUUUGAUCAAAUGUACCUUCGAGCAGGUCCUCCCACCAGUCUGACUGCUUGGAUCCCCAUUGGUGACGUUUCCCUCGAGGGAGGUGGUCUUAUGUACCUGCAAGGCUCAACCGAUGUUGGCAAGAAAACGGAGGAUGAUUUUGCCAAGAACGCACAUAACUUGACCGACGAGGAACGGGUCAGUGCUUUCAACAAGAAUAUGAAUGAUGGUGGCUUUCUGAGCAGAGACACGGUCGCCUAUGGCAAGGAGACACAGAGGAAGUGGCUCAUUGCCGAGUAUGAGGCAGGGGACGUCAUCUUCCAUAAUCCUUACAUGGUCCAUGCUAGCUGCAAGAAUCGGGAUCCUGAGAAUAAGAUUCGCCUUGCGACAGAUGUGAGAUUCGUCGACCCUGAGAAACCUUAUGAUACUCGUUGGAUGAAGGUCUAUAGACCUUUGGAUGGACUGUAG
Messenger RNA from Fusarium oxysporum Fo47, 1068 nucleotides. Its product is annotated as phytanoyl-CoA dioxygenase family protein. The record is from RefSeq and is a predicted model, not a curated record. Bases 1 to 1068 code for a protein of 355 amino acids. NCBI's taxonomy places the organism in Eukaryota, Fungi, Ascomycota, Sordariomycetes, Hypocreales, Nectriaceae. The transcript has 3 exons.